Fonticula alba is the source of this 1368-nucleotide messenger RNA. RefSeq names its product CAMKK/CAMKK-META protein kinase. Gene Ontology annotation, cellular component: cytoplasm. Gene Ontology annotation, biological process: intracellular signal transduction; protein phosphorylation. The transcript is spliced from 8 exons. Bases 1 to 1368 code for a protein of 455 amino acids. The record is from RefSeq and is a predicted model, not a curated record. NCBI's taxonomy places the organism in Eukaryota, Rotosphaerida, Fonticulaceae. Gene Ontology annotation, molecular function: protein serine/threonine kinase activity; ATP binding.
AUGAGCAGCUUUGACUUGAAGCCUGGGGAUCGCCUCAACCAGUACCGUGUGGUCAAGGCCCUCGGUGCUGGCGCACAUGCCACCGUGUACCUGGUGCGCGCGGUGACCCCGGCCACCGAGGAGCCCGACCUCUCUGGUCUGGUGGAUUCCGAUGCCUUGGCGACGUCGACGCCGGCCUCGCCGGAGUUUCCCUGCAGCCAAUGCGCGGAGUCCAGCGAUUCGGAUUUCGGGUCCAGCAGCGACGAGGAGGGCCCCUCGUCACCUGGAUCACCAACGAGCCCGGCACGCCGUUGCCCUCACUCGCCCGACGACCCCGAGGCGUUCUCGCGCGCGCAGCUGGUCGCCCGUGCGGAUAGCUUGGCCCCGGAGAGCGAGCUUUUUGCCAUGAAAGUCAUUUCGAAGUCUCGCAUGAAGAAGCGUGUUGCUGCUUCGGUUUCGGCCACCGGUGGUCCAGGCAUCGGCCUUCGGUCUGGCCCGGGUGGUCGGCCCCUCCUCCGGCGUCCGCCUCCACGGCCCACCGCCACCGCGCCCAAUGCCCCAGCGCCCCCCCUGUCGCCCUUCGGCACGCCGAUGUCCCUUUCGCCGCAAGACACCGACGGAUUGGACAUGGUCCGCCGGGAGAUCGCCAUUAUGAAGAAGAUCCAUCAUCCGAACGCCGUGCGGAUUGUGGAGGUUCUGGAGCCGGACAAUUCCGAUCGCCUUUGUGUCGUCAUGGAGUAUGCUUCCAAUGGUCCGGUCAUGCGCAAGGUCUCCUCGGUGGCGAUUGACCCGGCGGUGAUCUCCGCCGUCCCCUGUGAGGCAGUCGCCCCGGACCAUGUGGAGAUUGUUGACGAGCCGCGCGGUGAGCUGGCGCUCGACCCGGAGGUCGCACGCCAGUCGGCCCGUGCCUUGCUCCUCGGCGUGGAGUAUCUCCAUUACAAUGACAUUGCCCAUCGCGAUCUCAAGCCGGAGAACCUGCUGGUCAUGGCCGAUGGGACGCUGAAGAUCGCGGAUUUCGGUGUCUCUGAGGAGUUCGAUUCGGGCCAGGGGGACCAGGUUCGCCGGUCAGCUGGCUCGCCUGCCUUCAUGGCACCGGAGCUUUGUGGUGCCAAGGCCGCCGAUGAGACCUUCUCCGCCAAGUCCGCCGACAUUUGGUCCAUGGGUGCUUGUGUGUUUAGCUUCCUCACCGGGCGAGUGCCCUUCCCUGCGUCCAACAUCGUGGCAACCUUCACCGCCAUUCGGGAGAACCCCCUGUGCAUCCCCAGCUACCUCGAUGAGGACUGCGUGGAUUUCCUUCGACGCCUUCUCAACAAGAACCCCGCUCAUCGUGCUUCUCUCACCGAGGCCCGGGUACGCCUGUGGGACUCUGUCGCUCUCGGUCUCCCUUGA